Phyllopteryx taeniolatus (common seadragon) is the source of this 2492-nucleotide messenger RNA. RefSeq names its product zinc finger protein OZF-like. Gene Ontology annotation, biological process: regulation of transcription by RNA polymerase II. The record is from RefSeq and is a predicted model, not a curated record. The transcript is spliced from 4 exons. The coding region runs from base 495 to 2315 and encodes 606 amino acids. Gene Ontology annotation, cellular component: nucleus. Lineage: Eukaryota; Metazoa; Chordata; Actinopteri; Syngnathiformes; Syngnathidae. Gene Ontology annotation, molecular function: RNA polymerase II cis-regulatory region sequence-specific DNA binding; DNA-binding transcription factor activity, RNA polymerase II-specific.
GUGGAAUUGCCGUACUUUUCCCGCUCUAUUGCCUUACGUGUAAGCUUUGGGUAACCACACGGGCUUCACGGAAAUUAUUCUUUAUUUUUAUACUAGUACUUAACGUACUAAAGCCUCGACACACGACGUUUAUAUAACUAAUUUACCGGACUAAGAGGUCAUUCAAAGUUAUCUGGCUGGUGUCGGUGCACGUUGACGCUUCUGUGGCUAUCCUAAUUUCGGUUAGCUGAGCUUGUUGGCUGCGAACAAAAUAGUUUUUUUUCUCCGACACAAGCUCAGACGUCUCGACACAACCACUUUAAAAAAAAAUUUUUUUUUCCUGUAAUCUACCAGUGCGGAUCAACUCGUCUGGGUGUACGUUGAAGCCUCUCAUGCGAGUUGAGUUGCGUUUAACUUAGCUUGCUAGCGGCUAACACAGAGACGCGGAAGUGAUCAAGACAGAGCUAAACAGAGAUCCAAGUGUGAGUGCAAAGUGUUGUGAUUAUCGCGGUAAAAUGUGUGCAAGGAAGACAGCAGAGUACGUGGAGAAACUUUUGGGAACAAACGAGGAAGACGAGCGACAAUAUCGACUACUGGACGCAAUUUUCAAGCAGCCUCGAGUUGUGUUACACAGAGGAGACGUCAGUAAAAAAUAUCUUCGUCCUAAGCAAGAGGAGCCAAAUUGCCCUCCCGGGGAAGAUGGGGAGGAAGAUAAAGAACCCUCCUCCAUUAAAGAGGAAGAGGAUGAUGAUGACAUCAGCAAGCUGCCAUUUCCUUGUGUCAUUGUGAAGAUUGAAGAUUAUAAAGAAGAAACUGAUGGAGACCCCUGUGGAGGAUCACAAGCGGACAACCGCCUAGUUCCACUUUCAGAUAGUGGCGACACGACGUCACACUCUUUUGAAACUGAUGACAAGGAACACUCCGAAGACUUCGGCGAAACUGAUCUUAGUCCCGAGCAACAGAAGCCAGAAUCCACUCACAUUAAAGAGGAAGGGAAGCCAUAUCCGCCUUACAUUAAAGAGGAAGAAGAGGACGACGAUAUCAGCAAGUUUCCACUGACUGUUGUCCAUUUGAAGAGUGAAGACAUAGACAAAGACAUCAGUGAAAAAUAUCUUGGUCCUGAGCAGCAGGGCCCAGAUCGCACUCACAUUAAAGAGGAAGAGGAGGAGGAAGAGCCUCCUCAGAUUAAAGAGGAGGCAGAGGAAGACAUCACCAAGUUGCUAUUCAUUGAUAUCCGUUUGAAGAAUGAAGAUGAAGGUAAAGGCCAAUGCGAGGGCAGAGGGCCUGAGCCUACAAACAGCAGCUCAAGUCAACACAUGACAACAGAAGGUGAUAGAGACCACUGCGGAAGGUCACAAGCUGGCAGCCUCUUCGCUACACUAUCAGAUAGAGACGACGUAGCGUCACACUCUCCUGACACUGAUGAGGAACACUCUAAAGGUGAUAUGUUAUGCCAGACGGACAGCAAACAAAGUAACAAACAAACAAACAACAAACGCUGGGAGUGUUCCUACUGUGGGAAAACAUUUUGUUCAAAGUGGGUUUUAAAAGCACAUGUGAGAAUACACACUGGGGAGAAUACUUUUGAUUGCUUGGUUUGUGGUAAAAGAUUCCCUACACAGUUUCACUUGAAAGCACACGCCAGAACGCACACUGGGGAGAGACCCUUUGCCUGCUCAGUUUGUGAUCAAAGAUUCUCUGAUAAGGGAAGCUUAAAGAAGCACACAAGAAUACACACUGGUGAGAAACCUUUUGCCUGCUCAGUUUGUGGAAAAAGAUUCACGGACCAGCGAACUUUGGGAAAACACAGAAGAAUUCACACUGGAGAGAAACCUUUUACCUGCUCAAUUUGCGGAAAUAGAUUCCCUACAAAUGGAAAUUUAAAAAGACACACAAGAACACACACUGGGGAGAAACCUUUUGUCUGCUUAGUUUGUGGUAAAAGAUUUACUUUAAAGGAAAGUUUAAUAUCACACACAAGAACACACACUGGAGAGAAGCCUUUUGCCUGUUCAGUUUGUGGUAAAAGUUUCCCUCAGAGAGAGCAACUGCGAACACACACAAGAACACACACUGGAGAGCAACUUUGUGCCUGCUCAGUUUGUGGUAAAGGAUUCUCUAGACAGGGACUUUUAAUAAGGCACUUGAGAACACAUAGUGGGGAGAAACCUUUUGCCUGUUCAGUUUGUGGCAAAACCUUUUCUGAAAAUGGAAGCUUAAGAAGACACUGUAGAACCCACACUGGAGAGAAACCUUUUGCCUGCCCAGUUUGUGAUAAAAGAUUCACUCGGAAGACAGAUUUAAUCAGACACACAAGAACACACACCGGGGAGUAACGGUUACAUACACGUGUGCUGGUGAGAAUACAUGUGGUCAAGCUUAAAUUGCCUUUUUGCCGCAGUUGAGCACAUACGUACAUAAAGUUCAGUAGUGUGUGAAGAAACUUCGACUUUGUGGUAAGAUGAAAAAGUGUAUAUCUGGUGCUGAAUAAAAUAUGCCUUUAAACGGUGAUA